GGCCGGAAGGCGGCGGGCGCUGCACAACGCGGAAGUGCCGGUCGGGCCGGGGCGAUGGCGGCGCCCGGCGGCCGCGGGGGCCCGGGCUGGGGGGUCCCGGUCCCGCCCAGGGGCGUCCCGGCCCCGGCCCUCUGAGGGGUCCCGCUCACGGCCCUCGCACGGGUCUCCGCCCGACCCUCUGAGGGGCGGCCGCCGAGUCUGCCGCGGGCCCCGGGCUGGGCUCGGGCCCGGCGGGGCGGGGGGCCAUGGCCACCCGGCGUCUCACGGACGCGUUCUUGUUGUUGCGGAACAACGCGGUGCAGAGCCGGCAGCUGCUGGCCGAGCAACUGGCUGAUGAUCGCAUGGCCCUGGUGUCGGGGAUAAGCCUGGAUCCCGAGGCAGCCAUCGGAGUGACCAAGCGGCUGCCUCCCAAAUGGGUCGAUGGGGCAGACGAAAUUCAAUAUGAUAUUGCCAGGGUUAAACAGAAGAUGAAAGAAUUAGCCAGUCUUCAUGAUAAACAUCUGAACAGACCCACACUGGAUGACAGCAGUGAAGAGGAACGGGCAAUAGAAAUAACAACCCAGGAGAUCACACAGUUAUUCCACAGAUGUCAGAGAGCAGUCCAGGUGUUGCAGAGCAGGUCACGUACUUGUACAGAACAAGAAGCACGUGUUCUCAGGAAUGUAGUGUCUUCCUUAGCACAGUCCCUUCAGGACCUCUCCACCAACUUUAGGCAUGCACAGUCUGACUAUCUCAAACGUAUGAAGAAUAGAGAAGAAAGGUCCAAACACUUCUUUGACACCUCAGUCCCACUGAUGGAUGAUGGAGAGGAUGAUACCCUUUAUGACAGAGGUUUUACAGAUGACCAGCUGGCAUUGGUGGAGCAAAACACACUGAUGGUGGAAGAGAGGGAACGAGAAAUCCGUCAGAUUGUGCAGUCAAUCUCCGAUCUCAAUGAAAUAUUUAGGGACCUGGGAGCAAUGAUAGUAGAACAGGGAACAGUUCUAGAUAGAAUUGACUAUAAUAUUGAACAGUCAUGUAUGAAAACUGAAGAGGGCCUAAAACAACUGCAUAAGGCAGAGCAAUAUCAAAAGAAGAAUCGGAAGAUGCUCGUUAUUUUAAUUUUGUUUGUUAUAGUAAUUGUCCUUAUUGUUGUUCUUAUUGGUGUAAAGUUACACUAGGUUUCACUUCAUUUUCUCAUUUUUGGAGUUUCUGUGAACUUUUUUCCCAAUGUGAAUGGAUGGACCUGCACUCCAGAAAGCUGCCUUUGAAUGUACGAGCCCUUGUGGUGCAACGUCUGUGCAAUGUUUCAGUAGAAUUCUUCAAAGUACAAGUUUGGUGAUCUGUGAGGUGUUUGUAAGGAUUAUAUGGAAAAUGUCAGGAAAUUUGAUGCUCCCACACAAAAAAAAAUUGGCGUUCUAUGCAGAGUUAUUUUGAAAUACAGUAUUUAAGAAUAAUUAAAAAUUGAAGUUUACCAGUGACUACAGUAAUUAGUGUGUUACUGUUAACAAAAUGUGUUGUCUUCUAUAUUCUUAUGUCAUAAUUGUUAUAGGCUUCAAAUUUAAACCAUGUUACUGAGUCAAUGCGACUGGAUAUCAAAAAUUGAUCUUGAUGUAAAAUUUGUUGAGAUGCAAAAUUGUUUGAUUGAAUGCCCUUUCUUCCAGACUCAAAAACUCCAAAGAACUGGAUAGACAGCUAAAAAGGAAAGCUUUUAGCAACCAGAACGUAAUCCAACCCCUGUGAUCUUAAUUUAGAUACUGCACCAUUACUAAGAAUCAGAGGUACUUGAUCUUGUAAAUAACAAGAUGUAAUCACUGGCAUAAUUUAACACAUUUAGUUAAUUAAAAAAAAUUCUGAGCUUGAGUAAUCAUGGGAAUAAUUUUCCUUCAUUGGGAUGAUCAUAUAUUUUUCUCAGGCAUUAUUUUUUUAGUUUAAAGUACAGACAUUACAUUAAAGCAGUGAAAUUAACCUGACAAAAAUGGAGUAGAAACUCAAAAAGAGAAUCUCUCUGGCCUGCUGCAGUGGGUCUUAGAUGUUUCAAACUGUAGCUGCUGUAAAAGUUGUUUAUUUAACAAUGCAUUUGUCCAUAUGGGUUAUGUUUUUUGUAUAAGAAGUGGCUUCACUACAGUAAAUAUUAUAUCCAUUUUCCCUGACAGAAAAUUCUCUUUCAAAUGUCAGCCUGGGAGAGGACGUGUUCGUGGUCUUUCAUUGACCAUGAGAGGUGUCAUGCAAGUGACAUUUUACAAGGCCUUCAGUGGAGAAUUUGGGGUUUUCACUGCUCUUUUCAGUGGAAAACUUUGCUGCAGGCUGUACAACAGAAAUUAAGGCAACAUAAAAGUAAUAGAAUACUUUUAAUUUAAUUCAGGCCUGAAGUGGUGUGCAAUUGUAGAGGCCUUGUCUUAAUGUUUUUAAUACUGAUUUUUUUUAUAUGUUUGGGGUUUUUUUUCCCAAAGGGACUGUAACUUCCUUCAUUUUUUGACUGAUACAAGUGCUCCCCAUAGACCUGCAGAGAUGUUCUGCUCCAAGCUCCAGAAGUGCAGUUUCAAAACACUAUGAUAUUGAAGUUGCAUCUGUCGCCUGCCCCGAAUUUCUUGACUCUGUGCUAAAGAGGACUUGAGAUGUGGCUUUAAACUGACCAUUUUCAGGGAUGGACCUGAAAGCAAAGACUGCAAAAACAUGAAAGCCUUGGCUUUUUGUGGGGCUUAUGAAAAGCUUUGUACCACUCUUGUUACCUCUAGAGAAAGGGGAUGUUGAACCACCAAAACUGCCAGUUCAAACUCUUCAUUGAAUUCAUGAAGUAAAUUGGUGAAAGGAAGAAUGAGGCUUGUGUUGUGUGUGCAGCUCCCCUGUUCUGGUGAUAGAUCUUUCAAUGAUCGUGAGUAAAACUACUGUCUCCCUCGUGCUGUCUGCAUCACUGGGUGUGAAGCAGCAAAUUGCUAUAAUUUAAUAUACUGUACUUGCAACUUUCUCUUUAACAUGAGAUCGUGUUAUUUAUUUCUGUCUUGACAGGUGCUUUUGACAUUUUAUCAUGGCAGAUGGUUUCAAAGAAGUAAUAAAACACAUCCAACCUAAUUGGACAAUUACUCUUUUUUCUUAUUUAAAUUAUAAACUGAAACAUACUUCUGUGUUGUUAACACAUUUCUGUUCUUCAUAAUAAAUGAAAGUGGCAGUGGCAUGAAAUACCUUUUUUUUAAAAAGUAACUUUCUGUAGCACAAUGUAUUUUGCAUUGUCAAGAGAUAUUUCCCAUGACUGCCUACUGUCUACCUUUUUUCUACUCAAAUUCUGUACAAGGGAAUGCAUUUUUAAUAAGGUUAAACUCAGAUGUCAAGUGUCAUAUGUGACUUGAGCUGGAUUUUAUUGAAGCUUGAUUCUGUUGAUGAAGAAAGCUCAGGACAGGCUGGAUUCUAAGUCAUUGCUGGUGUGUGGCUUAUUUUGAGUCAGUCUGAAUAAUAUCUGCAGUUCAAUCAAACCUGAUGCUGUGCUUUGUGGGAGUAUCCCCACAAAAGGGGAUCUGUCUGUGCCUUUGGGCAAUGAAAGCCCAGAAAAGCCACAGCAGCUGCUGCCUCCUCAGGUAUUCCAGGAGCUGCCAGAGCCUCCUGCCUUCGCUUCUGCCCAGCCCUGGAAAUCUCUGUGUGCUGCUGCAGGCAAAGCUGGGACCUUCUCAUCCUGGGGCUUCUUCGUGGGUGCUGGAUUCUUCUCAGCCUGUAUGGAAGCUCAAAUUCCUUGCUAAAGAGCAGAACAUUGCUCAGAAUUGCAUUGCUAAAGCAUCUCCCAAGGGUUUGUGUCUCCUCACCUGGCGGGAGUGGCCUGUAAAGCUGUUGGCUUGUACACAAUUUCUCCACUAAAAUGCAUGGGAGCAUGCAAAAAAUUAGCUGCAGCUUAUUAACAGAAAUUAAUUAUAUGCUGAAAGGACAGUAUUAAAAGCACUGUAAUAACAAAUUAUUUUUACUGAAAGUUUUCUCUAGAAACUGAAAAGUAAUGUGGAAAAAUUGUUUUUUUGCUUGCUGAUUUUUGGAAUUUGCUAAAAAUUGGAAUAUCUAUACUUAAUGCUGUGUUCACUGCAUAGAUUGCAUUGAUUUAAGGUUUGCUUUCAUGAACCACAGCACAAAAGAGUCUUAACUCUUUUGUUUAAGUGUUUGGAAACCUGCAAACUUUAAAUUCUUGGAUAGGUGACAGUGAAACUGAUUUGGUUGGAAAAAAAUGUGCUACUAUUUAAAAAAACCCAAACCAAACAACCGCCUUAAACAAAACUCAUUAAAACAGUGAAUUCAUUAUAAUUUUGCAUAUUAAUUAUGGUGGAUUGUGUAAGAUCAUAUUUUACUGGCUUAAUUCCGUGAAUACUUGGAGAGGAUCAAUAACUGGAAGAUGGGUCCUUGCUGAAGCUUCUGGUGGAGCUCAGACAAAUAGAAAUGUUUGCAGCUGCUGGUGGUGGGAUGUUCACAGGGAGUUUCUGUAGAUAAAAUUGAUUUUCUCAGUCCAUUCCCUUCACACGGACCCUCCUCUGCUGCCCUUAACUGCAACAAAAGGAUUGUGGGUUAGGUGUUUCCUGCUGUCUUAUUUGCUUUUCAGAUGCCGUGGAUUCAGGGAAUGUGCUGGUUUUGGAUGCUUUGAGCAGCAGGAACAGCAGAUUUUGAACUCCAUGAUUGGGAGCUUACUGCCUGGAGGAAUCUUUGGAAUGUCUCAAUCCUGAAGUAAUUGCUGUGUGUCCUCUCACUCCCACGCUGCUCUUAUGUAUUGGGAUAACAGUGGACCCCUGAGCAGUAUUUUCUGUGGCUCAGUAGAGACUCGUUAAAGCUGGAGCCUGUAUAUUGAGUUACCUUCCCAUCUGUGAGGAUGCACGACUGACCUCUGCAACAGAUGUUCCUACAACUUUUACUUUCAAUAAAGUUUCUGUGAUGUCCCUUCAAA
Molecule: messenger RNA, 4888 nt
Organism: Parus major (Great Tit)
Lineage: Eukaryota; Metazoa; Chordata; Aves; Passeriformes; Paridae
Gene: STX16
Product: syntaxin 16
Exons: 8
Coding region: 246-1160 (304 amino acids)
Biological process (GO): vesicle fusion; intracellular protein transport; vesicle-mediated transport
Cellular component (GO): SNARE complex; membrane; endomembrane system
Molecular function (GO): SNARE binding; SNAP receptor activity
Source: RefSeq, a predicted model, not a curated record